Messenger RNA from Fimicolochytrium jonesii, 2400 nucleotides. RefSeq lists its product as uncharacterized. The record is from RefSeq and is a predicted model, not a curated record. The transcript has 4 exons. NCBI's taxonomy places the organism in Eukaryota, Fungi, Chytridiomycota, Chytridiomycetes, Spizellomycetales, Powellomycetaceae. The coding region runs from base 283 to 2361 and encodes 692 amino acids.
GAGUGCGUGCGUGAAUGCGUGCAUGUUGCCAGGCGCGUCUGUUCUCCGAGUGCCGGUUGAGUUGAGGCGUAUCCCUCGCAAACUCCGAGAGAAAGCGGGAGAAGAAACUUAAAGUGUGCUCGCGAUAAGCGACGGCCUUCCAGAGAAUAAAGAGAGGAGGCGCACAACAACCCCCUCCCCAUUGCGAAAGGCGAGAGGAGACCAUUUGCUCACCCCAUCGUCGUCACUCCUAAUUCCACCUACCCGAUACUCACUCCCAAUAAAACAAACGUAACUCCGACGAUGCUCUACGCUAUCGGCACCACUGCCCUCAUUCUCGCGGUGGCCUCCGCUGGCGCUGGUUAUGCUCAAACUACUGGCACCGAUGGGACCGCUACUGACCCUGUUCAAAUCGGUGGUUGGAAGACUUGGACCGACAACGCCGGAGUAGUCGCCAUCCAUGCCGCCUACUCCCCGGGCGACAAGCUUUACAUCUCCGAGCGUGUCCACUACUGGAACCCACCCCCUGCCACCGACGGCUGGACCCAAGACCAAAUCACUGCUCUUUCCAAAAUGCCUUUGAUGCAGUGGUACAACGGCAAUCCUAACUUUGCCAACAAGGACUUCUUUACCGAUGCCGCAGAGUUCAACUUUGGGACAAAGAACUACACGUUCAUCAACCAGAAUUUCUUCAACAAUUCCGUGCAGGGGCAGUUGCAUGGGUAUGCUUUCUGUUCGGGACAUGCUCAACUUGCUAAUGGAAGUUACUUUGUCGCCGGUGGUGAUGAAUUCUGGGACCGAUCGUUCAACGGGCGCAACUACACUUCGAACGGACGGUCUGACAUCCGCGUGAUGAACCCCUCAACAGAAACGACCCCGCCGACCCUCCAAUUCGUAGCUUCCAUGUAUCGCGGUCCUGACGUGCUGCCGUCAACCCCUGGCGGCAGCACCUACAAGUACUGGGGCCGCUGGUACCCCUCCGCGGUGCUCCUCCCCACCGAGGACGUUAUGCUCGUGGGCGGGCAGCACUACUUCUUUGACCCUGCCAACCCGCUCGCCGAUAACCCGACCUAUGAGAUGUGGAGCCCUACUCAGGGCCCGUAUGGCACGUCGAAGAACAUCGCGCUGUUGGCGAAGCAUUUCCCAAUCAACAUGUACCCUUUGUUGUACGUCCUGCCGUCCUCAGGGAACGUCUGGGUGUUUGCGCACUCUGAGUCCGCCAUCAUCGACCCCAAAACAGGUGCGGAGACCGCGCACGCCGCCAUCGACCUCACCAAAGCGAACGGCACGCUCCCUCUCUCCUUCCCCUUUGCCGGCACCAACUUCGUCCCAAUGCUCUCCUACCGCGACAACUACCACAUGGAGUCCUGGAUCUGCGGUGGUGUUAAUGGCACCGCGCCCGACGGAACGCCCCAGCCCCGUGAGGGUGGAGGUGACCCAACGAAGGCGCCUUGGAGUAACUGCCCAACCUGUUUGCCUGUUGCUGCGUGCCAUUGGACUACGCUGGAAAGGAAUGGAGCUACCGUAACCGAGCCGUUCCAGGUUGAGCAGAUGCCUUUAGCAAGGUCCCAACCGGGAGCUGUCAAUCUUCCAGACGGAACAGUCGUGAUUGUUUCAGGCUCCGGACAAGGCCACCAAGGAGGUGUCUACGGGCAACCCAAAGCCAGCAAAGGCGUCAAACAAGCGGUCAUCUUCGACCCCUCGUACCCGGUCGGCAACCCCAAGCGGUGGAAGGUUGGAGCCCCUGCGCCCACGGCCCGCCACUACCACAACACGGCGCUGUUGAGGGAGGAUGGAACAGUCUUGACCGGUGGUGGAGACGCACAGAACGGAGACGAUUUCGUUAAUGGAAGACCCGAUGAGAUGGGAAUUGAUGUGUACUACCCUCCCUACAAGUACAUCGCCAACCCGCCUCAACUCGUCCUUCCCUUCAAAACCCCCGCGGUAACCUAUGGUCAACAAAUCGUCGUCCAAUUCACCUCCGCCGUCGCCCCCACGAUUCAGCAGGUCUCGAUCAUCCGCUACGCGUCCAUGACCCACACGGUCAAUAACGACCAGCGCCACAUUGAACUUCAAAUCCUCAAGUACGCUGCCGACAAAGUCCUUGUGCAGUUGCCCGCCAACGGCAACAUUGCCCCGCCCGGAAACUGGAUGUUGUUCGCCAUGGACAACCGUGGUGCUGUCGUUGCGCAGGCUGCGACCAUCAACUUGCGCACGGCCAACACCAACACGCCGGCGACUUGGAAUGAGGCGGAGACGGUACCUACGCCGACGUUCAAGAGCAAGGUGGAUCAGUCGAGUGAGGGAGAAACUGUGGGGCCAAGGAAGGCGGUGCUAGCCGUAGCUGGGAUUGCCGCGAUUGUUGCCGGGCUUUCGGGAUAGAUCUGGUGAAUUUGACGGUUUAGAGACGGUCAUCGCUGU